Molecule: messenger RNA, 1500 nt
Organism: Drosophila suzukii
Lineage: Eukaryota; Metazoa; Arthropoda; Insecta; Diptera; Drosophilidae
Product: putative Polycomb group protein ASXL2
Cellular component (GO): extracellular region
Molecular function (GO): chitin binding
Source: RefSeq, a predicted model, not a curated record
UUCUAACAGCGUUCUAGGUUGGCCUGCAGUUGCUUCUCAAGUUUUGGACAGUUCGCAGGUCGUCGGGCGAGAAGGAUUAACAGGAUAUCUCACUAGGAUAGUACUUUGGAAUCCAUACUACUCCAGCAUGAUGCAACGCUGCUCGUGCGUCUUGGCAGUUCUGGUGCUGCUCUGGAGCGGUGGAUUGGCCCAGUUGCAGGUGCAGGCUCAAAGUGGGUACAACUAUGGGCGUCCCGAGGUGUCCAAUGUGGGUGGAGCCACCGCUGGAGGUCGCUUAGCACCAGGACCGUAUCCCACGGCCUCGGCCAUUCCACUGACUCCCGCUCCGGCCACCACGGCGUAUGGAGCUGGUUUGUUUCCCUCGCCUGCCGUUGGAUUUACACCCAGCGGUCAGGCCACCACUGCUUUUGGAGCUCCUGCCGUUGUGGGAGGCAGUAACGCCGUCAGCCAGCCGAGGAGAACUUCAUCUGGGGGUCUGCCCAACACAUCAUCUCGCGGUGGACCCUAUGGACCACAGACUUCACAGUACGGUAAUGCUCCCGGUGGCUCUCCAAUCCGAGUUACAAGUGGAACAGGAGACGGCGGGGACUACAACGAUGGCGAAGGCGACUACUCGGCCAUUCCGGGGGUUCCUGGAGUAGAUUACCCCAUUUACGCACAGGUGCCGCGCACCAACUUCGAUUGCUCGCAACAGCCCCUGCCCGGAUACUAUGCGGACAUCGAGGCGCAGUGCCAGGUCUUCCACAUCUGCGCCCUCAACCGGACAUACUCCUUUCUCUGUCCCAAUGGCACGGUGUUCAGCCAGGAGACACUGGUCUGCGUUUGGUGGAACCAAUACGAUUGUGUCUCGGCACCCAGCUUAUAUGCCAAUAAUGCUUACAUCUAUGAUUACUCUGGAGGAAGUGGCUCCAAUCUAGGAACCUCUAGUGCCAAUAAUGCCUAUCGUCCGGCUGCUGCUGCUACCACUGCCUUCGGGGCACCUGUUGCCACGGCCGGAACCCUUCGGGCCACCGGAGUGCCUCAGGUGUCUGGUUACAAUUCCGGACGGGGGUCUUAUCCUUCGGCCACGCCCACUCCAGCCGCCCAGGCUCAGAGCGCGUAUGGCGCUGGUGCCGUUCUUCGACCCGCCAUCGUCCCGAGUGCCGGAGCCAAUCGGUUGCCGCCGUCUGGAGCUGCUGUCGGUCUGUUGGCCACCGCCGCUGGUUCUCUUCAGGAUAACUCGGUGGCUGGCUUCGGUCAACAGCAGCAACCUCAGUUGGUGACAGGUGGAAAUCGGGAGUACCUGCCACCGGCCAGCAUUGGACAACGGCAGCGUGGAGGAACCUCAGCAUAGACAUUGAAACCCUGGCGAACCCUGGCACCUGUACCCGGUUUUAUGGCAUUAGAUUUAGCGACCCUAGAUUUAGCCUCUUUAUAGUAUGUUAGGAGCUCCGAACAUAGAUCUGUGUAAUUAGUUUUAAUACCCAUUCAAUGAAAUAUACUAAAAAUAACUUCUUAAAA